Molecule: messenger RNA, 1330 nt
Organism: Grammomys surdaster
Lineage: Eukaryota; Metazoa; Chordata; Mammalia; Rodentia; Muridae
Product: basal cell adhesion molecule-like
Exons: 5
Coding region: 61-855 (264 amino acids)
Cellular component (GO): plasma membrane
Source: RefSeq, a predicted model, not a curated record
CUGAGCCAUCUUGCCAGGCUGCUCCACCUUCUUGGAGACCAGAGCUCAGUGAUUAGGUUUAUGAAUGUUCAAAGAAGUCCAGGAAUCCUCCUGUCUCUCCUCUCUCCAACCCCAGUGCCGGGGUUAGAAAUGCUCACUCCUUCAGCCAUCUUCUAUGUGGGUGCUAGGGCUCCGAACUCAGGUCCUUACGCUUGUAUAGCAGCACUUUAUCCACCGAGAGCUCGCCCCAUUCCUCCUCUCUAUUUUCUCCUCUUUGCCCUCCCGUGUCUCCCCUCACUGUGCUGCACUUCCCUGCCACCCACAGGAGCACCAGAGUUAAAACCGAAUGAGAUAAAGCCCAAAUCAGGGACUAGCUGGACAGAAGGCGAUGAAGUCAUGCUGACCUGCUCCGCCCGGGGCUUCCCAGAGCCCAAACUCACCUGGAGUCAGCGAGGCGAUACUCCAGCAGAGCAGCCCUCUGAGGGUAGAGGCUGGAUGAGCAGCUCGCUGAUAGUGAAAGUGACCAGCGCCCUGAGCCGAGAGGGUGUGUCCUGCGAAGCGUCCAACAUCCAUGGCAAGAAAGGCCAUGUCUUCCACUUUGGCUCUGUGGCCGCUCAGACUGCCCAGGCUGGAGUGGCUGUCAUGGCCGUGGCAGUCAGCGUCGGUCUCUUGCUACUCGUGGUCGCUGCUUUCUACUGCAUGAGACGCAAGGGGCGCCCUGGCUGCUGCCGACGAUCAGAGAAAGGGGCUCCGCCAUCCAGGGAACCGGAAUUGAGCCACUCUGGGUCAGAGCGGCCAGAACACACAGGCCUUCUCAUGGGUGGACCCUCCGGAGGAGGCAGAGGUGGCAGUGGGGGCUUUGGAGAUGAGUGUUGAGGCUGAGGACCUCCCAGAGGCAGUCUCUGGAUCUGGAACUUUGGGCAUCAUCGGAGGACCGGCUCUGAGCUCGCCUCCGCCUCAGCACGCCUCCGCCUCCUUCCUUCUCCAGCCUCGGCCCUCCCUUCCUUCCUCUGCCUGCUGGGCAGGGACCCACAGUGGCCAGCGGCCUUGGGGAGGGAAAGAGGGAGGUGGGGGCUGGGAGGGGGCCUUCCUCCAGGGAAUGUAACUCUCCCAGGCCCCAGAAUAGCUCCUGGACCCAAGCCCAGGGCCCGGCCUGGGACACGGCGCUGAGGGUCGGCAGGCCGGGGCUAUUUUUACCUCCUGUCUCCCUUGCUGGGCACUACCCCUCCCCACCUGAUACCCUGCUGUGUAGUCUGACACUGGAGUCCCCAACCCACCCCAUCCCUGCCCUCAUCCCCUGCCCAUCAUUGUGAACACUGGACUCUGAAAUAAAUGCUGCCUGUCACGUGGA